CCUAUAAAGAAAUAAACUUGGUUAGAUCAAUGUUUAACCAAAUAAUUCACCCAUCUUGAACCUGACUCAAUGCUCUUGCGAGCAAAGCAUAUGAAGUGUGAGGGUUGGAAGGAGAAGCAUUACUAUUUGAUAUUUCGUCUCAAACCGUUCUUGAGAGGAUGACACUAUUUGUGCAGUUAUAGUUAAAUUGCAGUGAUCCCCCAUGCUUUUCAUGCCUCAAAACUUGUAAACUUUUAAACCCAUCUUCCUCCUAUCCUCAUCAGUACUUGUAAAGAGUUCUGAAAUUGCAUCAUCACCACAUCUGUUUCCCUAUCAAACCUUAUAUUUAGGUUUCUAGACAAAGUUUAGAUCAUCAGAAAAGAUGGGGAGACCGCCAUGCUGUGAUAAGUCAAAUGUGAAAAGGGGUCUUUGGACCGCAGAGGAGGAUGCAAAGAUACUUGCAUAUGUAUCAAUGUAUGGUACGGGUAACUGGACAUCAGUGCCAAAGAAAGCAGGACUUAAACGAUGCGGGAAGAGUUGCAGGCUUAGGUGGACUAAUUACCUAAGACCUGAUCUCAAGCAUGAUAGCUUCACACCCCAAGAAGAAAAGUUGAUUGUCAAACUUCAUAAAGCCAUUGGAAGCAGGUGGUCUCUAAUAGCAGCCCAGUUGCCAGGAAGAACUGACAAUGAUGUUAAAAACUUCUGGAACACUAAGCUAAGGAAGAAGCUCUAUGACAUGGGAAUUGAUCCCAUGACCCACAAACCCUUCUCUGAGAUCCUGACUGACUAUGGGAACAUUGGUGGUCUCCCGAAAGCAGUUGGUUCCCUUAAUAGAGACUUAAGGAAUGCAUUCACAUCCAAACCAGAAGCAUCUUCAGCUAGUGGCAUCUCUAAUAUCACAAGCCAUUCAAUGGAAGUGAUAAGGACUCCAAUGAUGGAACCAAUUGAAGAUGGACGGUCAGACAGCAUUAGCAAUAAUAACUACUACUCGUGGGACCUUCUGGGUCAGCUUCAGGCCAUAAAACUAGUUAAAGAAGCCACAAACUGCAGCAAUCAAGAAAUCAUCCAACCCAAUUUCUUUAGUGAAGGAUCAUCUUCAUCAUCUUCCUCUUCUACUGCCAUACAAGUGAGUUCACCACCACCACCCUUUCCUUGCACACAAUCACCUCCACCUCAGACUAUACCAUCCCCUCCAUUCAGUUGGAAUGAAUUCCUUCUAGAAGAUGUGUCUCUUCCUCCUGAUCAACAACAGCGACAACAAUACAUUCAUGGGUUGCCAUCAACUGGUUCUUCAAGCCUAACACAAGUACAUGAUAAGAUGCAGCAAAGCCAAUUAACCGGUGGUGAAACUAACAAUAAUUUCAGUGUCGUUGGAGACAUGGAUUAUGGUGCAUUCAAUGACAUAGGCCAGAGUUAUCCAGGAACGGUCGGAGGGGAACCCAUCGAUGUCUUUGGCGACUCUUUGUCAUCUAAUAAUUCGUUCGUGAAGGCUAUAUUGGAACAAGACAGCCAGAUGUCGUGGGAAUUCCCUGAUAUUUUGGGGGAACCAUUUUACUAAGUAUGAAUAGAUCAACAAGUUGCUGAACCAAACCUUAGUAGAGUUCAUCAAUGAGGGUUUUCAUACUAAUAGUGAUAUAUAUGAUCUUUUAGAUAAAAUAGAAUGUUUCUACAGUUUCAGUUAGUGGUAAGAAGAACUCCAAUUUAUUGUUAUUAGUAUUAUUAUUAUUUUUACUUAGUUAUGUGUUCUAAUGCACAGAAACUCAAUGGGAAUGGAAAGGGUUGGAGGUCCUGAAGGCACAAGGAAUCCAAGAUUGUCCUUUUUAUUAUUACUAACAAGAAACCCAUGAAACGCAGGGGAGGUAGAAAAUAACCAUAAAAAAUGAUUUACGGAUGAUA
This is a messenger RNA of Telopea speciosissima, 1875 nucleotides long. Its product is annotated as transcription factor MYB35-like. The record is from RefSeq and is a predicted model, not a curated record. Lineage: Eukaryota; Viridiplantae; Streptophyta; Magnoliopsida; Proteales; Proteaceae. The coding region runs from base 362 to 1537 and encodes 391 amino acids. The transcript has 3 exons.